Messenger RNA from Syngnathus acus (greater pipefish), 1889 nucleotides. RefSeq names its product potassium inwardly rectifying channel subfamily J member 8 (gene kcnj8). Bases 235 to 1503 code for a protein of 422 amino acids. Gene Ontology annotation, cellular component: plasma membrane. The transcript is spliced from 6 exons. Gene Ontology annotation, biological process: potassium ion import across plasma membrane; regulation of monoatomic ion transmembrane transport. Gene Ontology annotation, molecular function: ATP-activated inward rectifier potassium channel activity. The record is from RefSeq and is a predicted model, not a curated record. NCBI's taxonomy places the organism in Eukaryota, Metazoa, Chordata, Actinopteri, Syngnathiformes, Syngnathidae.
GCAUCUUUUUGAUGGUGUGUUAUUGCUUGGGUGCCUUUAAAUUGACGCUUCGGGAAAGCAGCGCUACCGGGUCCGGCUUGAGGAGGUCGUAAAGCCGGCCCAGCAGAGGCGGCUCCCAACCAACGCCGAAAUGCGCGCGCGCGCGCCCGAGCGAGCGCACGUCAGAGGCGCUGAGACGACGUGCGUAAAAGGCGCACAAGAGCGAAGCGAGGCGAGCGAGCGAGCAAACCAAUCAUGCUGGCUCGAAAAAGCAUUAUCCCGGAGGAGUUCGGCUUGCCGGGGCUGGCGUCCCGCAUGCCCCGCAAGCCGGUGUUCCGCGACCGCGUCAACAAGGCGCGCUUCAUCGCCAAGAACGGCUCGUGCAACUUGGCGCACAAGAACAUCCGCGAGCAGGGCCGCUUCCUGCAGGACGUCUUCACCACGCUGGUGGACCUCAAGUGGCGCUUCACGCUCGUCAUCUUCACCACCACCUUCGUCAGCAGCUGGCUACUCUUCGCCAUGAGCUGGUGGCUGGUGACGUUCGCGCACGGAGACCUGGACCCCGGACGUCUCGACGGCGCGCAUUGCGUCACCGGAGUCAAGUCGUUCACGUCGGCCUUCCUGUUCUCCAUCGAGGUGCAGGUGACCAUCGGUUUCGGCGGCCGCAUGAUCACCGAGCAGUGUCCCGCCGCCAUCACGGUGCUCAUCCUGCAGAACAUCGUGGGCCUCAUCAUCAACGCCGUCAUGCUGGGUUGCAUCUUCAUGAAGACGGCGCAGUCCAACCGGCGCGCCGAGACGCUCAUCUUCAGCCGCCACGCCGUCAUCGCCGUGCGCAACAACCGCCUGUGCUUCAUGAUCCGCAUCGGCGACCUGCGCAAGAGCAUGAUCAUCGGCGCCACCGUCCGCCUUCAGGUGGUGAGGAAGACGACCACUCCCGAGGGCGAGGUGAUCCCCAUCCAUCAGAUCGACGUCCAGACGGAGAGCGCCACGUCCAGCAACAGCCUCUUCCUGCUCGCCCCGCUCAUCAUCUGCCACGUCAUCGACAAGAACAGUCCGCUGUACGACCUGUCGGCCAUGGAGCUCCAGUGCAGCGACCUGGAGGUGAUUGUCAUCCUGGAGGGCGUGGUGGAGACCACCGGCAUCACCACGCAAGCCCGCACCUCCUACGUCUCCGAGGAGAUCCAGUGGGGCCACCGCUUCGUCCCCAUCGUCACCGAGGAGGAGGGCGUCUACUCCGUCGACUACUCCAAGUUCGGCAACACAGUGCGGGUGGCCACGCCCCGCUGCAGCGCCCGCGAGCUGGACGAGAAGCCGUCCAUCUUGAUCCAGAGCAUGCAGAAGAGCGAGCUGUCACACCAGAACUCCCUGAGGAAGAGGAACUCCAUGCGGCGCAACAACUCCAUGCGCAAGGGAGGCGGCGGCAGCAGCGGGAGCUUGCGACGAAACAACUCCGGCAUGCUCUCGCCCAAAGUCCAGUUCUUCACGCCGGCCGAGGGCGGUCAGAGCGUGAACGCCGUCACCUGACAGGAGGCCUGGGUCCUGCUGCUUUGCUUUCUGCGUGUGACCUCUGCCCCCCCUGGGACCUCUUCUUCUUUGUCUUGCCCUAACUUCAUUGGCAACAUUUCCAGAGCUAACACCUGCACCUGCAGAUACUGCAAGACUGAGAUGAGGGAGUUGCUUCCAGGUUGCCAUGGUUAUGCUUCACUCAGCAAUGAUGCAGAAAAAAAUAGAUAGCACUUUUUCUUUCCUUUUUUUCAGGCAAAAGUGUUGCCAUAGUCCUCAAAAUGAUCACUUUUUAUAAUAACCCAUUUUUCAGGAGAAAAUGUUGCCUUAUAAUGAGCCUCAUCAUGAUCACGAUUUGUCAUAAUCAAUGUUAGUCCAUUAAAAAAAACAAUGAAAUAAAUAACCAA